Globicephala melas (long-finned pilot whale) is the source of this 4268-nucleotide messenger RNA. It is a transcript of the gene NR3C2, whose product is annotated as nuclear receptor subfamily 3 group C member 2. The record is from RefSeq and is a predicted model, not a curated record. Gene Ontology annotation, biological process: nuclear receptor-mediated steroid hormone signaling pathway; regulation of transcription by RNA polymerase II. Gene Ontology annotation, molecular function: zinc ion binding; nuclear receptor activity; estrogen response element binding. Gene Ontology annotation, cellular component: chromatin; nucleus. NCBI's taxonomy places the organism in Eukaryota, Metazoa, Chordata, Mammalia, Artiodactyla, Delphinidae.
GCGGGAUAGCAACCUGAACUUUUUAUCUGGACAUGUGACCGGCUUUUAAAAGGGCCGGCCCUGGAGCUGGCCCACUCCCCCUCCGGGCUUUCGCCCGCCCUCUGGAGCUCUCUCCCUCCCUACUUCGCCCGCCCUGGCCCUACCCGUGCCCCUCCUCUCCGCCCCUCCGCGCCCGGGGUGUCAUUGGACUGGGAAGACGUAAGCCAACUUCAGGCCGCUCGGAGGAAACGCGUGCAGUCACCUGGGUGCAAGAGCGUUGCUGCCUCGGACUCUCCCGCUGCAGGGAGAGCGGCACUCGCUGGCCUGGAUGUUGUUGGAUUUAGGGGGGCUCCGCAGCAGGAGUGUCGUGGCGUUGGCAAGCGCUGCAACAGGUAGACGCCGUGAGACGGACCCUGGCCGAGGCAGCUAUGGAAACCAAAGGCUACCACAGUCUCCCUGAAGGUCUAGAUAUGGAAAGACGGUGGGGUCAAGCUUCUCAGGCUGCGGAGCAUUCUUCCUCGGGACCUACAGAGCGGACCGAUGAGAAUAACUACAUGGAGGUCGUCAACAUAAGCUGUGUUUCCGGUGCUAUUCCAAACAACAGUACUCAAGGAAGCAGCAAAGAAAAACAGGAACUACUCCCUUGCCUUCAGCAAGACAAUAAUCGGUCUGGGAUUUUACCAUCUGAUAUUAAAACCGAGCUGGAAUCUAAGGAACUUUCGGCAACCGUGGCUGAGUCCAUGGGCUUAUACAUGGAUUCCGUAAGAGAGGCCGACUAUGCCUAUGAUCAGCAGAACCCACAAGGAAGCGCGAGUCCAGCAAAGAUCUAUCCACACGUCGAACAGAUGGUGAAAUUUUACAAAGAAAAUGGCCACCGUCCCUCCACUCUGGGGAACGUGAACAGGCCCUUGAGGUCCUUCAUGGCUGACUCGGGGAGCUCCGAGAACGGCGGGGUCAUGCGCACCAUGGUGAAGAGCCCCAUCCUGGGUCACGAGAAGAGCCCCUCUGUUUGCAGCCCUCUGAAUAUGUCAUCUUCGGGCUGCAGCCCUGCCGGCAUCAGCUGUGUGUCCUCCACCUCGGCUAGCUUUGGCAGUUUCGCAGUGCACAGCCCCAUCGCCCAGGGCACUCCUCUGCCGUGCUCCCCUAAUGUGGAGAAUCGGGGUUCCAGGUCACACAGCCCAGCCCACGCCAGCAACGUGGGCUCUCCUCUCUCCAGUCCGUUGAGUAGCAUGAAAUCCCCCAUUUCCAGCCCCCCGAGUCACUGCAGUGUAAAAUCUCCAGUCUCCAGUCCUAAUAACGUCCUCCUGCGAUCCUGUGUAUCCAGCCCGGCAAAUAUCAACAACUCAAGGUGCUCUGUUUCCAGCCCUUCCAACACAAAUAACAGAUCCACACUGUCCAGCCCCACUGCUAGUACCGUGGGAUCUAUCUGUAGCCCGGGAAGCAACGCCUUCAGCUACACUGCUUCGGGCACCCCGGCUGGAUCCAGUGCAGCCCGGGAUGCGGUUCCUAGUCCAGACACACACGAGAAAGGUGCUCAUGAGCUUCCCUUUCCUAAGACUGAGGAGGCAGAGAGUGCGGUCUCCAACGGUGUGACUGGCCAGCUUAACAUCAUCCAGUACAUAAAGCCGGAGCCAGAUGGAGCUUUUAGCAGCUCGUGUCUAGGAGGCAAUAGCAAAAUAAAUUCUGAUUCCCCAUUCUCAGUACCAAUAAAACAAGAAUCAACCAAGCAUUCGUGUUCGGGCACCUCUUUUAAAGGGAAUCCAGCCGUCAACCCCUUUCCAUUCAUGGAUGGCUCAUAUUUUUCCUUUAUGGAUGAUAAAGACUAUUAUUCUCUAUCAGGAAUUUUAGGACCACCUGUGCCCGGCUUCGAUGGUAACUGUGAAGGCAGUGGCUUCCCAAUGGGGAUAAAACAAGAACCGGAUGAUGGGAGCUAUUACCCGGAGGCCAGCAUCCCUUCAUCUGCCAUUGUUGGUGUGAAUUCAGGUGGACAGUCCUUUCACUACAGGAUUGGUGCUCAAGGUACAAUAUCUUUAUCACGAUCAGCUAGAGACCAAUCUUUCCAACACUUGAGCUCCUUUCCUCCCAUCAAUACUUUAGUGGAGUCGUGGAAAUCGCACGGUGACCUGUCAUCUAGAAGUGAUGGAUAUCCGGUCCUAGAGUACAUUCCAGAAAAUGUAUCAAGCUCUACUUUACGAAGUGUUUCCACUGGAUCCUCAAGACCUUCCAAAAUAUGUUUGGUGUGUGGGGAUGAGGCUUCAGGAUGUCACUAUGGUGUAGUGACCUGUGGCAGCUGCAAAGUGUUCUUCAAAAGAGCAGUGGAAGGGCAACACAACUAUUUAUGUGCUGGAAGAAAUGAUUGCAUAAUUGAUAAGAUUCGACGGAAGAAUUGUCCUGCCUGCAGACUUCAGAAGUGUCUUCAAGCUGGAAUGAAUUUAGGAGCUCGAAAGUCCAAGAAGUUGGGGAAGUUAAAAGGGAUUCACGAGGAACAGUCACAGCAGCCUCCACCUCCCCCCCCACAGAGCCCAGAGGAAGGAACUACGUACAUCGCUCCUGCGCAAGAGCCGUCCGUCAACUCAGCGCUGGUUCCUCAACUCUCCACAAUUUCCCGAGCGCUCACACCUUCCCCUUCCAUGGUCCUUGAAACCAUCGAACCCGAGAUUGUGUAUGCAGGCUAUGACAACUCCAAACCAGAUACAGCCGAAAAUCUGCUCUCCACCCUAAACCGCUUAGCAGGCAAACAGAUGAUCCAAGUCGUGAAGUGGGCGAAGGUAAUUCCAGGAUUUAAAAACCUGCCUCUCGAGGACCAAAUUACCCUCAUCCAGUAUUCUUGGAUGUGUCUAUCAUCAUUUGCCUUGAGCUGGAGAUCGUACAAACAUACGAACAGCCAAUUUCUCUAUUUUGCACCAGACCUAGUCUUUAAUGAAGAGAAGAUGCACCAGUCUGCCAUGUACGAGCUUUGCCAGGGGAUGCACCAGAUCAGCCUUCAGUUUGUCCGGCUGCAGCUCACCUUUGAGGAAUACACCGUCAUGAAAGUGUUGCUGCUGCUGAGCACAAUUCCAAAGGAUGGCCUCAAAAGCCAGGCUGCGUUUGAAGAAAUGAGGACAAAUUACAUCAAAGAACUGAGGAAGAUGGUAACGAAGUGUCCCAACAAUUCCGGGCAGAGCUGGCAGAGGUUCUACCAACUGACCAAGCUUCUGGACUCCAUGCAUGAUCUGGUGAGCGACUUGCUGGAAUUUUGCUUCUAUACCUUCCGGGAGUCCCAGGCCCUGAAAGUGGAGUUCCCAGCGAUGCUGGUGGAGAUCAUCAGUGACCAGCUGCCGAAGGUGGAGUCCGGGAACGCUAAGACCCUUUACUUUCACAGGAAGUGACGGGAGACAUCUCACCAGAAGAACUUUGCCUUAAGUUUCCCCGUGUUACUACACACCCACGAAGGACCCAAGAAAAUCAUAUUUUUGACACGUGAUGGUUGAUUCCCACUUGUUCAGCAGUUGCUCAAGUUGAAAAUCAUGUCAAGGGUUGGGAGGCAGGCGGGCAGGGUGACGUGGAUUUGGCGAGACCUGCAUAGUCUGAAAGGUUCUUCCCUCUCCAACCCCCAGCACUUAGAAACACGUUCCUGUUCCUCUGGAUGAAAAGCCAUAUCUAGUCAAUAACUCUCUGAUUUUGAUAUUUUAACAGAUGGAAGUUUUAACUAUGCCAUGUAGUUUCUGGGAUCGUUCGCUUGUUUUAAAAGGGUUCAAGGACUAACGAACUUUUUCAAGCUCACCCUUGGUUUGCACAUAAAGCGUAUAGUCAAUAUGGGGCAUUAAUAUUCUUUCGUUAUUUAAAAAAACAAAAAACACAAAAAAAUAUAUACAGAUUCCUGUUGUGUAAUAACGGAGCACGUGGACUGGACUAGCGACCCCGUUGGGGGCAUUGCUUCGCCCACGUCUUUCUGCAUCACUGGUAUCCACACCCUCUAGCCUCCAUUUAUUAUUUAAUUAGAACGGAUAAGAUGUUCAAACAAAUGCCUUGGUUUCAAUUUCUAGUAUCUAUUGUGUUGGCUUUACCAAUAAUUUUUGCAGUCUUUUGCUGUGCUGUACAUUACUGUAUGUAUAAAUUGUGAAGGACCUAAACUAAGGUAUAAGGAACUUUUGUAAAUGAGACACAUACAAAAAAAAAAAAAAAACUUUAAUGGUUAAUAGGAUGAAUGGGAAAGUAUUUUUGAAAGAAUUCUAUUUUGCUGGAGACUAUUUAAGUACUAUCUUUGUCUAAACCAACAAGGUAAAAAAAAAAUUUUUUUUUUUUGUAAA